This is a messenger RNA of Gongylonema pulchrum, 423 nucleotides long. The record is from the annotation of a GenBank genome assembly. NCBI's taxonomy places the organism in Eukaryota, Metazoa, Nematoda, Chromadorea, Rhabditida, Gongylonematidae.
AUGAAGACAGUUGAACAGCUGGAACACUAUUGUCGAAGUCAUGAGCUGCUUUGGCUGUGUCCGGAUAGUGUCAGGAUUGCUCGCCUGGUGGUUGGCGGAGUCAUUGAUUUCGUGAAGGCCAAUAUUCAGGGCAGAAUUGGCAAUGGAUUUGCUAUUGUUCGACCGCCGGGCCAUCAUUCUUACGGGAAGCUCCCACAAGGAUUUUGCAUAUUCAACAAUAUCGCUAUUGCAGCCAAAUAUGCCAUUGAAAAGCUUGGCAUUAAUAAGGUGCUUAUUCUGGAUGUGGACUAUCACUGUGGCAACGGAUUAUACCAUUCACUAAAAGGCGACAAUCACUUUUUGUAUGUUAAUUUUCACGCAUACCAUCACGGAGCCUUCUGGCCAUAUGAGGAGGAAUACGAUUACGACAAUGAGCAUGGUUAG